Malania oleifera is the source of this 1469-nucleotide messenger RNA. RefSeq lists its product as uncharacterized. The record is from RefSeq and is a predicted model, not a curated record. Bases 352 to 1260 code for a protein of 302 amino acids. NCBI's taxonomy places the organism in Eukaryota, Viridiplantae, Streptophyta, Magnoliopsida, Santalales, Ximeniaceae. The transcript is spliced from 4 exons.
AACCUAAUUCUGCAAUAUCUGUCCUUUAAUUAGUUUAACUAAAAAAUCCCUUAAAAAAACCUGAGCUUGAAGAGCAAAAAGUGAUAAAACCCAACUUGUUUGGAAACAUCAAAGCAUCAACCUUCAUUCAUCGACUGAUGGAACUUAAAAGGGGAAUGGGAAUGCGAACCCUAUUCCUCUAUCUCUCCAAUAUAAUUGAUCAUAAUUUGCAGGUUUGAGUUAAGAUUCGGGCCUUCUCUUUUGCAACUGCACCCGGAAAUUGAUAAUUCGCAUUAGCAACAAAUAUCCACCUCAAAACAUCAACCAGUUCUUGCAAAACUAAUCCUAAUUUCCAGUGAUUUGCCGAGAAAAAUGGCGUUUUCAUUAGGGGGUUCCCCGGGGUCUCAUAUUUUUCUCAGAAAUGGUCGCCACAGGAAUGUAAAGUUCCCAACUCUCAAUGCAAGAGAAAGGCGGACUCUUAAUUUCCAGUUAGGGCUUAAGCCUAACUCAGGAGGAGAUUUGGUAGCCAAGGGUGAAUUUCCUGACUUCGAAGAGAGGUCAAGCUCAAAUGAGGUUAGGAAAGAGAUAGAACAAUGCUACAAGCUCAUACACAGGCUUGGGAGGGGAGUUGCAUAUUUGGGUUCUUCAAGGAUGGGACCUGAUCAUUUGCAUUACUUGCAGUCACUGGAGCUGGGAAGAGAGAUCGCAAAUCUAUUGGAUUGUACAUCGUGGACUGGAGCUGGUCCUGGACUUAUGGAUGCUGCCACAAAGGGUGCUUUGCAAGCUGGGAAGCCUGUUGGUGGAUUCAAGAUAGGUAGAGAGGCUGGCGAAUGGACAGCAACAAAUUACCAUCCAUAUCUACCUACAGAAACUUAUCUCACUUGCAGGUUUUUCUCUGCAAGGAAGCAUGGGUUAGUUGAUGCGGUAGUAAGGAACAACAGCUCUGAUCGGACUGCAGUAGUUGCUCUUCCUGGUGGUAUUGGCACUCUAGAUGAGGUGUUUGAGAUUUCAGCUUUAAUUCAGCUAGAAAGGAUUGGAUCAGAGCUUCCAGUUCCCUUCCUUUUGAUGAACUAUGACUCUUUCUAUUCCAAGCUACUAGAAUUUCUCGAUGAUUGCGAGGGAUGGGGUACCGUGGCCAAAGGAGAGGUCACUUCACUGUGGAAGGUUUGCAACAAUAACUCAGAAGCUUUGGCCUAUUUGACAGAAUUUUAUGGUCUUCCUCUUAGUGACCAAGGCAGGCAUGAAAUUGGGUUGAGAAACGAGAGUGCAACAGUUGCUUAAGUCAGCUGCAGGCUUGCAGCAUUGGUGAGAAAUUGCAUGUUUUGGGAAUAUUGUCAUUAUACCUUGUUCUUAUUUUAUGCAUUACCCAUGAAAAAAAGGGGUGAAAGUGUUGUACAUUAUUUUAAGUUCCGCGCUGGAAUAUAGAAAAUGGACAUAGUUGUAGUUCGUAACAAUCAUUGGUUAAAUGAAAUGAUUCAACCAUUGGCUAA